Messenger RNA from Dendronephthya gigantea, 4933 nucleotides. Its product is annotated as mucin-5AC-like. NCBI's taxonomy places the organism in Eukaryota, Metazoa, Cnidaria, Anthozoa, Malacalcyonacea, Nephtheidae. Bases 27 to 4544 code for a protein of 1505 amino acids. The record is from RefSeq and is a predicted model, not a curated record. The transcript is spliced from 19 exons.
UUCAAAACGCGCAGUUUCUACAAAAUAUGUCAGAUGCCAUCAAGAACUUUUGUGGAAGAGGAGAUCAUCAUCGCAUAAUCUGUAAUAUCUCAGAGGCUGUCAGAAAUAAUUUUACCGCUGACCACAUUAAGAGACUCCCAAACACACCGACACAAAACGGAAGCGAUUCCAUCCUGUCAUUUUACGCAAGUUUACCAGGACGCAGUGGCGCGUUACCUGUGAGCGUCUUGGCAACGAUAUUUGUAACAGAACAAGACAACAUACUACCUACCAUCAAUAGCGAGCUCAAAGACCCUGGUACAAGUGUACCAAGCAGCGAAACUCCAACUCUUACACCUGCACAAACAAACAACUUGGUGCCGAUAACAAUUUUCAACUUCAAUCCAAAGAAGUAUACAGCGUUGGUUGUGGUCGAUAUUAAAGUGACGGUGGCUGCCAGAAUGAACACAUUUUGUUUCAGUACAACAGUAGAUAUAUGCGGCCUCCAUUCAGGCGCUAGCCGAAGGAAGAAGAGAGCUGCUGGAAACCAAAUGUUCAGUGAAAAUGAUGUUCUACUCAAUUCCAACGUUACGGAGUCUGGGAGUAAUACGGUGGUAGGUGCAGUUGUCAACGAACCAGGAACUAUCACUCCUGUUGAAACCGAUAUUGUUGAAGAUGCUUUACAUCAAACGUUGCAAGAAAAUGGUGAAUCAGAUAUUUCCAGUCUCACUCUUGGCGUUGUCAAUACGCCCACUGCAUCGGAAACUCAGGAAAAUAACGCAGCCAGUGUAAGGUUAACCAAUACGAAUGCAAGUCAGUGGACACUGCAACAAGAUAUUUCAUUCCGACAUAAUAUGUCCCAAGCAAUUAUGCAAUUUUGUGGUGAAAGUGACGCACGAUUGGCCUCGUGCAAUCUUACGAGGGAUCAGGUUGAUCAAAUUAGUUUUCAACAUGUACAGAUGUUGCCUAAAUCGCCCACACAAAAUGGCAACGACGCAAUACUAUCAUUUUUCGUUAAUCUACCAGAUGGAACAACAAUGUCUCCUGGUCUCGUAGCAACUAUUUACAGUGUGUCGGCAAAUGUUCUAUCAAAACCAAGUGAUAUUGUUUCAACAAGCAAAAAUACCAACAUUACAAGAGUGGAAACGGAAAAUCUCAUACAGCUUACAGUCGAGGGUAUGGCGCAGCAUCCCGAUGAUGCCGUUAGGUUAGAUAUCCAGGUCGCGAUUGCCGACAGGUUGAAAAAGUAUUGUGGCAGAAACUCUGGGGCAACCAUUUGUCCCACUAGCAGGGCAUUCACCAACGACGACAUUGUUGUCCAAAUUGAUCCAGACACAAGAGACGUUAGCUUCGUCGUAAAAGAUCCAGACAACCUUCAAGGAUCACCAAUUUCAUCCAUUGAUGUCCAAGAGGAAAUAAAUGGAAACUUCACCACCCAAAUACUCGGCCUUAAAUUGAGAAUAACACGACUGUUGACCGAAAACGCAAUUCAUGUGGUGUUGAAAAAUUUCCAAGCCGAUGAGUGGCCAGCUCAAAACGCGCAGUUUCUACAAAAUAUGUCAGAUGCCAUCAAGAACUUUUGUGGAAGAGGACAUCAUCAUCGCACAAUCUGUAAUAUUUCAGAGGCUGUCAGAAAUAAUUUUACCGCUGACCACAUUAAGAGACUCCCAAACACACCGACACAAAACGGAACCGAUUCCAUCCUGUCAUUUUACGCAAGUUUACCAGGAGGCAGUGGCGCGUUACCUGUGAGCGUCUUGGCAACGAUAUUUGUAACGGAACAAGAAAACAUACUUCCUACCAUCAAUAGCGAGCUCAAAGACCCUGGUACAAGUGUACCAAGCAGCGAAACUCCAACUCUUACAACAGCACAAAUAAACAACGUGGUGUCGAUAACAAUUUUCAACUUCAAUCCAAAGAAGUAUACAGCGUUGGUUGUGGUCGAUAUUAAAGUGACGGUGGCUGCCAGAAUGAACACAUUUUGUUUCAGUACAACAGGAGAUAUAUGCGGCCUCCAUUCAGGCGCUAGCCGAAGGAAGAAGAGAGCUGCUGGAAACCAAAUGUUCAGUGAAAAUGAUGUUCUACUCAAUGCCAACGUUACGGAGUCUGGGAGUAAUACGGUGGUAGGUGCUGUUGUCAACAAACCAGGAACUAAUAUUCCCGUUGAAACCGAUGUUGUUAAAGAUGCUUUACAUCAAACGUUGCAAGAAAAUGGUGAAUCUGAUGUUUCCAGUCUCACUCUUGGUGUUUUCAAUCCACCCACUGUAUCGGAAACUCAGCGAAACAACGCAAUCAAUGUUACCUUAACUAAUACGAAUACAAGCCAGUGGACGCUGCAACAAGACAUAUCAUUCCGAAACAAUAUGUCGCAAGCAAUCAUCCAAUUUUGUAAUGAAAGUGAUGCGCGAUUGGCUUUGUGCGGCCUUACACGGGCUCAGGUGGCUCAGAUUGAUGUUCAGAAUGUGCAGAUAUUGCCUAAUUCCCCCACGCAAGAUGGCAGCAAUGCAGUGUUGUCUUUUUUCGUCGACUUGCCGAGUGGAAAAACAAUGCCUUCCGAACUAUUAACAACUAUUUACAGCCUUUCGCCGAACGUUAUAUCACAACCAACUACGUUUGCUUCAACGAGCCAAAAUGCCCAACUGUCAAAGAAUGAAACUGACAAUCUAGUUCAGCUGACAGUCAUGGAUGCGUCACAGCAUCCCACUGAUGCCGUUAGAUUGGAUGUACAACUUACAAUUGCUAAUAGGUUGAACGAAAAUUGUCAGAACAACUCUGCUGAUAUUUGUCCUAAAACAAGAAACUUUACCAAAGACGAUGUUCUUGUCCAGAUCGAUGGAACUGGAGCAAUUAGCUUCGCUGUCAAAGACCCGGACAGUUCAGAAGGAGCACCACUUUCAUCUAGUGGCGUACAAGAAGUCAUAAAAGGAAAUUUUACGUCCGAUAUUCUCGGCCUAAAAAUGACAGUAACAGCAACGACUGCAACGACAGCAGCGACUGCAACGACAGCAGCGACAGCAACGACAGCGCCGACUGCAACGACAGCACCAACUGCAGCGACUGCAACGACAGCAGCGACUGCAACAAAAGCCCCGACGGCAACGACAGCAACCACAGCAGCGACUGCAACGAGAGCACCGACUGCAACCACAGCACCGACUGCAACGACUGCGACGACAGCACUUACUGCAGCGACUGCAACGACAGCAGCGACUGCAACGACAGAAGCGACUGCAGCGACUGCAACGGCUGCACCGAAUGCAACGACAGAAGCGAAUGCAACGACAGCAGCGACUGCAACGACAGCAGCGACUGGAGCGACUGCAACGACAGCAGCGACUGCAACGACAGCAGCGACUACAACGACAGCAACGACUGCAACGACAGCACCGACUGCAGCGACUGCAACGACAGCACUGACUGCAGCGACUGCAACGACAGCAGCGACUGCAACGACAGCAGCGACUGCAACGACAGCAGUGACUGCAAAGACAGCACCGACUGCAACGACAGCAGCGACUGCAACGACAGCAGCGACUGCAACGACAGCAGCGACUGCAACGACAGCAGCGACUGCAACGACAGCAGCGACUGCAGCGACUGCAACGACAGCAGCGACUGCAACGACAGCAGCGACUGCAACGACAGCAGCGACUGCAACGACAGCAGCGACUGUAACGACCGCACCCACUGCAACGACAGCAGCGACUGCAACGACAGCACCGACUGCAACGAUAGCACCGACUGCAACUACAGCACCGACGGCAACGACAGCAGCGACUGCAACGACAGCAGCGACUGCAACGACAGCAGCGACUGAAACGACAGCAGCGACUGCAACGACAGCACCGACUGCAAUCACAGCACCGACUGAAACGACAGCACCGACUGCAACGACAGCAGCGACUGCAACGACAGCAGCGACUGCAACGACAGCACCGACUGCAACGACAGCACCGACUGCAAUCACAGCACCGACUAAAACGACAGCACCGACUGCAACGACAGCAGCGACCCCAACGACAGCAGCGACUGCAACGACAGCACCGACUGCAACGACAGCACCGACUGCAAUCACAGCACCGACUAAAACGACAGCACCGACUGCAACGACAGCAGCGACUGCAACGACAGUACCGACUGCAACGACAGCACGGACUGCAACCACAGCACCGAAUGCAACCACAGCGCGGACUGCAACGACAGCACCGAAUGCAACGACAGCACCGAAUGCAACCACAGCACCGACUGAAACGAUAAAAACCAGCGAAAGUAAAGUAGAUUGGCCGUUAAUAUUAGGAUUGUCAAUUGGUGGACUACUACUGUUUAUAUUUGUGAUCCUAUCAAUUAUUAUUAGUGUGGUGAAAAAUAGCUCGGGAAGAAGCAAAUUUAAGAGCUACGAAUUCGAUACGCCGCCAGACUCGAUUUACUCAGCACGUGGAUGGGAAUUUGAACGAGAUUCGCCAUACAGUGGCUCGCCAUUCGCUAGCAUUGAUGCUAUACCUGGCUUUGAUGAAGAUGGUUUGCCUUCUGAAAGUCAAACUCGACCAGUUGAUACUCGGGUCUAGCAAAAUCAAUAAACGGACACGUCGCAAUAUACGAGCACACAAUAUACGUAGAUACAUAGAUACAUAGAUACAUAGAUAAUCAAAAAGUAGCUUUUUUCCUCCAAGAGUAUAAGCAACAACUCACUUUCAUUGAAACACAAUCGCCUGUAUUUAAAAAGUUCAACCACAUGCGCUCAUUAAGUGUGACAUAAAAAUUUUGUUAUUGCUGACCAAUGCGAAAGAACUUUCUUAUUCCAAGGAAAGAUUUACGGUAAAAGACUGAAAUUCAAACUUCGACUGAAAAUACUGUCGCGGAAACGUUAUGAGAAGAUUGCGAUAAUCAACUCAAUGAAUAAUAAUUUUACUCAUCUAAAAUGAGUUUGUAAUUCUUUGAUAAAAUAAUGUGUAUA